AUGCAGACACCUUUUUCGUGCACACCUGCGCCUGCACCUGCAGCCUGCCUUGUGAUGGGACCGAUGCCGAGAAGGUCCUGCUCAAGCUGGGCACCUCGUGGCACGGGGCGAACAAAGACGUCAUUGCUGAUCCAGUUCAAGAACUUCCGCACCUACUCGGUGUCGGACUUCGAGAGCCGCGUCGGCAUCCCGCCCCACGCCUUUGAGGAGGCCACGAUGAUCACCUACGGGCCCCUCGCGUGGUGGAAGGAGUACGGCAUCGCCGCCUUCCCGGUGCUGGGCGAGGUGGCGCUCAUGCUGUUCAACAUGCCGGCCACCGCCUGUGCCGGCGAGCGCAACUGGAGCGUGUUCAGCCGCAUGUGGUCCAACGACCGCAACCGGCUGCUGUCGAGCCGCGUGGGCCUGCUGGUGUACGUGUACUACAACUACCGCGUGCUACAGCGCGAGAAGGCGCCCAUCUCGCAGCUGGACUGGGAGGAGUUCAUUCGGUGGAUGGAGGCCCAGCCGGGCCUGGAGCUGCCGGAGCAGUAAACGAUUUCAGUCCUGGCAGCUUCCCUUCCUCAGUACCGGCUGUUUUUGCUUGUUGGCUCAGCAUGAUGGGCUCAUGGUUGGGCCCAUGGGGAUUUCGUUAAGCAUUGAAAGCCGUGCAUACAUACUCGACCACGACACCUAAUACCGUUGCAAACCAGGACUACUUGUCGUGUUGACUACUUGACUUGCUCUUUUGCUUGGUUGGGCGGAGGGAAUCGCGGGUUUCAACCUGCAUUGUUGGACUCUUUCACGCUUCCCCCAUGGCUGGGUUUGUGGUGUGUUCGGAGGAGUGGACGGGUCAGCGGCACCCUGGUUUGCAGACCGGCGGAACCUGUAAGACCCAUGGGUCUGUUAAGCUUUUAAGGUUUCUACCCCUCCUGAGGGACCUUAUUACGGCGAGCCCUUAAUUCUGUAAAUUACGGCCAGGUCC
Messenger RNA from Volvox carteri f. nagariensis, 961 nucleotides. RefSeq lists its product as uncharacterized. Gene Ontology annotation, molecular function: protein dimerization activity. Lineage: Eukaryota; Viridiplantae; Chlorophyta; Chlorophyceae; Chlamydomonadales; Volvocaceae. The coding region runs from base 1 to 531 and encodes 176 amino acids. The transcript has 2 exons. The record is from RefSeq and is a predicted model, not a curated record.